This is a messenger RNA of Botrytis cinerea B05.10, 6826 nucleotides long. RefSeq lists its product as hypothetical. The record is from RefSeq and is a predicted model, not a curated record. The coding region runs from base 363 to 5918 and encodes 1851 amino acids. Lineage: Eukaryota; Fungi; Ascomycota; Leotiomycetes; Helotiales; Sclerotiniaceae. The transcript has 18 exons.
GGACUUUUGCUCGUUUUACUUGUCUCUCUUGUUGUUCAACUAGUCCUCGUGGGCUUCCUGCACCUCUUCGGAAUUCUUAAAAGGUUACCCUGGCAAUUAGAUGGCUGUGAAAGUUGUUAAUUGACUUCUUGAUUGGUCGCAAAUCGCCUCAAUUGGACUUUCCGAACCUUCAGCCUUAGAGCUGACGCACCUGGGUCGUAUAUUAUAGUCAGGCACAUCAACUAAUAUAGGUUUACCUGCAGUCAAUCGUUCCUGAACCAAGUAACCGUCGUCUCUUUUUCUUCGCUCGUUGAAAAAGAUCUCAGCAUUAUUGCUGUUAUCUACACUAUCGUUAGUCUAUAUCGACAGGACGGCAUUUCAAAAUGGUCUCCAAUUCUCGGAUCGUAAUACUAAUAGCGGGGUUGAUCGGGGUUGUACAAGGACAGUAUCUGAAUACAACCGCGGCGAUUGUGACUCCAAUAACACCAGAUGGUCAAAGACAUUCUUCAACGUGCGAACCACAGACUGUGACUAUCACAUCUUCCGGGGGUGGAUAUGGAUAUGGGUCAUGUCCCACACAAACUAUUACAUCAACUCAAGUAUCUGUAUCGACAACUACAUGUUGGGAGACUACUACAAUUGAAAAACCAACCACAAUUGUCUCGAUAUCUACAUCUACAGCAUAUCAAAACCAAACCACUACAAAGACAAUUACCUCAGAGGUUGGAGGUGGUUAUGGGCCUGGGACUACAGUUACCGAAACUGUUACUCUGACCGCGAGCUCAAUACCAAGUGGUGGAUAUCCAUAUGGAGGAAGUACUAUCACGGAGACAAUCACUCAAAACCAGACUAUAACCAAAACCGUCGGUGGUUAUCAAACUGCAAACCAAACUAUUACGGAGAAGACUACUGAGACAGAAUCUUUCACAACAACUGUUCCCAGUAUCAUUUCAGCCAUUACGACCCUGACGGAUGUUAUCACAGUGACCAACAUAUCUACAGCUAGCUUUACCGAGAUUGAUCUUGUCACGACAACUAAAAAUUACAAUUUCACUGCUACUCAGGUGGACCGCACAACUCAAACUAACACCAUCACCGAUGAGGAGACAACAACAAGUUUCGUUUGGCAGACUACCAUAUUGACAGAUGUGAUCACAACGUCAAUCCCAUACACGACUACUUUGAUUAAUAGCUAUGGAUAUCCAAUUACGAUGACUAAGUAUAGUACCCUGACCACUACUGAACGAUAUACUUCCAGGUUUACUACCACGACGACUAAGGAUCACACGACUACAAAACUAAAGACAGUGACAACAACUUGCACAGAGUUUGUUCCUAUCUUCAUAACCAAAACGAUAAGUGGUUCUCUCACGACGAUCACAUCGUAUUCCGCAACGACUUUCACCUCACUCAUUACUACCGGCACGACGGAUUAUCAGACAGCCACAAUCACAUCAGAAACAACUGAUUACGUACCAACAACAAUAUAUCAGCCUUCGACGUAUAUUACCACCCAAGAUGUGACUGUCAUCUCAUCAUAUCCUGUGACUAUUAUUAACAAUUAUACACUAUGGGAAACUACUACGAAGGUCGAGGUAUCAACAUAUGAAACAACCAGCACGGUGAUUUCAACGACUUCAAUACCUUCACCCACAACGAUUGAUGUUUAUAUCACCACUACCGUGGAUCAUCUCUUCACAUCUGUCUCCACAUAUACCUUGAACACAAGCUAUCCGAUAACUGUUAUUUCCGACCACUCUACUACUUACACUCAAUAUACUACCGAGUACUACACUAGUCGGGAAACAACCACAUUAUCUACGACGACAACGGAUACUGAAACAGACUAUGUGACUACCACCUCAUAUGUACCUACUACGACUGUCUCCACAUCGUUUAUAACUACCAGUAUACCAUAUACUGUUAUAUCUUCAACAACUUUGUACAUUUACAGCACUCAAACCUCUCUGGUAACACUCACGACUUCCGUACCUAUUACAAUUACAGAUGUUUCGACCCUAGUGUCAACAGAUUAUGUGACUACGACCUCAUAUGUGCCUAAAACAACCAUAUCUACUUCAUUAAUCACCACAAGCAUACCUUAUGCUGUCGUUUCCUCGACAACCUUGUACAUCAACAGCACUCAAACGUCUCUGAUAACUCUUACGACUUCCGUACCAACCACUGUCACAGACAUUUCGACUUCCAUCUCAACUUCUGUAUCGAUUUCGGAUAUAUACGUCUACACAACUGUAAUUGAGACCUACAGCACAACGGACACAUCCUACAUAACGACAUCUUAUCCAUACACUGUAAGUGAGACAGUUAUAAGCGAUAUAACUCACAGCUUCACGGAUUAUAUCACUACGACGAUAAUAGAUUUGUCGACUUACGUCAGUCUUUCUACUCUCACAACGAGUGUAAUCGUGCCAACCACCACUACACAAGUCUCGUUGGUCCCAACAACCAUCACGGAUUCAUAUUUUUCCACGGCUACAGUCACGAAGACGACUUCAUAUCCAUUCACUGUGGUAUCCUCAACGACCGAAUACAGAUAUAGCACGUAUACAACGGUUUCAACGUAUACUAAGACGAGUACAAAAACUACUUCGAUUCCAUACACCACGACGGAGAUCAUUUCGGUACCAACUACUACGACCAAGACUUCCCUUGUCCCAACUACAAUCGUCUCUUCAUAUUUCUCCACCUCUGUUUUGACUGUUUCGACAUCUUAUCCUUAUACCGUCUUUGAAACGAUCAUUAGUUCAACGACUUACUAUUCUACCUCUUAUAUAAGCACGACUUAUACGACCACUCAAGAAUUAACUUCUAUGUCAACACUCACUACUUCAGUGCCCACGACGACAACCGAGACUAGUGUCGUCACUAGUAUAACCUCGGUCCCUACUACGACAACUGAAACUAGUGUAUUUACAAGUAUCUCAGUCUCAGAUAUCUACUCAACCUAUAGUACAACCUUGACAGAAUUGAGCACGAUCAGCGCUACUUUGACAGAAAUUUAUCUUUCAACGAUAACCGUUUCCACUUCAUAUCCAUAUACUGUAUAUACCACAGUUGUUAGCGACUAUACGACUACCUCAACUCAAUAUGUCCCAACAACAUAUACGCAGGUUAUAUCCACGACACAGUAUAUCCCAACAACUUAUACGUCAUUGAUUACAAGAUCUGAGACAACCACGGCCACAGCAACUGUAACAGAUAGUGAGACAACAACGGCUAGCUACACAACCACUGAUUUCCAGACUACUACCACAACAGCAAUAUCUACCACAACUCUCACCUCGAUCGAUAUCAUUAUCAUUCCUCCCGUUACCCUUACUACCUCAAUAUCUGGUACUCCAAUCACGAUCACGGAGCCCGCAUCAACAAUAUCCGUUACCAAGACAAUUACCUCUGAACUAUAUAUCACAUCGUUGAUUACCCUUCCUGCCAGUACUGUUACAUCGGAUAUUUAUAUUACAACUUCAGUUCCCGGUCCAACGAUUACGACUUCAAUAUCAGGGUCUCUGACCACUAUCACCUUGCCUGGUAGCACCUCCGUUUUGACAGUUUCAGGCCCAACGGUAACAUCCAACGUUUACGUUACCACCUCGCUUCCUGCUCAAACCAUCACGACUUCUUUAUCUGGAUCUUUGACUACCAUCACAUUACCUGGUAGCACCACAGUUUUGACAGUUCCCGGCCCAACAGUCUCAUUAUCCGGAUCGUUGACAACUGUUACUCUCCCUGCAGUAACAUCGAUUCAGAUAAUCCCUGGCCCGACAGUUACAACAUCAAUAUCUGGUUCUCUGACAACUAUAACCCAGCCUGGUAGUACAUCAAUUGUAACCCUUCCGGGCUCAACCAUAACUUUGCCUGGAUCAACCAUUCCAGGCCAAACCAUCACUUUACCAGCCUCAACAGUGACUCUGCCAGGAUCGACUACUACACUCCCGGGACUAACUACUACCAUUCAAGGAUCAACUUUUACAGCACCAGGACAAACAAUCACUUUACCUGGAUCAGUAACUACUCUCCCAGGAUCAGUAACUACUCUCCCAGGAUCAGUAACAACUCUUCCAGGUUCAACUAUAAUCUUGCCCGGAUCAACAAUUCCUGGAGAGACCAUCACCUUGCCAGGAUCAGUCACCACACUUCCUGGGCAAAUUACUACCAUUCAAGGAUCGACUUUCACGGCCCCAGGACAAACAAUUACCUUACCUGGAUCAGUAACCACUCUCCCUGGAUCGGUGACAACCAUUCCUGGUUCAGUCUCAAUCUCAACUGUCACUCAAUCCAUUGCAAGUCCAACAAUUACCCUCACCCAGGCAGGAUCGACCAUAAUAUCAACUCUCCCAGGUUCCGUCAGUAUCUAUCCAACAACCAUAAGUCUCGGCGCAACCUUGACAGGAUCAACAGCAUACAUAACUGAGCCCGGAUCCACCGUAACCGUAACUGAGUUGAUAACCUGUCCAUCACCUACAAAUUCCGGUUCAGUAAUUCCUCAAGACUCUAGCUCAUCAGCGGUUUUCGGAUGCUCACCAGGAUACGUUUGUAACCCACCCAAGCCAGAUCAUUGUGCUUUGUGGGCCGAUCCACCUACUGCAGACUAUCUUUGUGAAGCCAAAUACUGUAUUCCAUCUCCCAACACAACUGAAGUAUACUGGGCACAAAACCAAACUGGGUAUUACCCGCCAUCAGCCGGGUACUUCAAUCUUAAUCCCAAUGCAUUUGGUCUUAGCUUUGGCAUUUUCAUUGAGAAAGUCGUUACCGAGGUCGUCAUUGGCAAUGAAGGAACUGAACUUGUCAAGACCUACACUACCGGUGACUGGACAUCCCAAACAGAUAUUUCUCACUACCCAGUCGGAACCAAAACCGGACUCUCCACCUCCGCACUCGCUACACCUUCCGCUCCAGCCCGUCGCGGACUUCUUCCCCGACUCUUUGCAGGAAUGCGCAAAUCAGAUACCGCACAUCUCCACCUCCUCACCAAACGGGACUCUACUGUUGUUCCCGCAGUUUGCUACUCCACGUGUAACAAUGGCUACGUUGAAGCGCUCAAAGUGGGCAAAUCUCCCGCUCUCUGCGAUUCCGACUCCGCAUUCGAAUCUGAUUAUGGCGCCUGUACAGCAUGUAUCGACGCGAAUAGCGACACUGUGAAAGAAACAAUGCAAACAUACAUAGAACCACAAUUUGCACAGUUCUUGGAUUUCUGCAGUGCCCAGGCACCACAGAGUGAGGUUGCGGGUAGUACGGAAACCCAGGUUGUGACGAAGACUGCCACCGUCCUACCGGUUGAGGCGAGCAGUAGCACAGUCAAACCAGCUGCCACGACCAGUGGUUCGAGUGCUGCCCCAAGCUCUAGCCCUAGUGCGAGCCCGACUGCAAGCGCUACCCCGAGUGUUAGUAUUACGAGCCAAAUUGCACCAGUUGAUACAUCUUCUACUUCCUCGACAUCAAUUUCCAGUGGCGGCACUUCCGUUGGAUCUUCUUCAGCGGUCGUUAGCGUCCCGACAGCUUCUGGAAGUGGAAGCGGAAGCUCAAGCUCAAGCGGAAGUGGGACUGGAACCGGAACCGGAACCGGAAGCGCAUCACCAUCUUCAACAGGCUCGACUAUCCACAGUACAAGCACCUCAGGCUCAGGCUCAGGCUCAAGCUCAAGCUCAGGCUCAGGCUCAAGCUCAGGCUCAGGCUCCAGUACAAUAUCAGCAUCAGGAUCCGGCUCGCGGUCUAGCUCGCGAUCUAGCUCUGAGUCAUCCAUCCAAUCCCAAACCUCCACUCCAACUCCUACAACAGGAUCACAAACUAGUUCUUCAUCCACCAUCUCUGGAUCUGCAAGCCCUUCGGGAACUGAACCUUCUCAAAACGUCGGAGCGAAAUUAAGACCUUCAAUAUUCUUCACAUUGAUGACGAUGUUGCUUGUGGGGUUCAUGGGCUAGCAGAAAUAUGAUUCUUCCUCUUUUACUUUCUAUUAUUCGAUUUUCCGCUUCGGCAUUUUAUAUAUAUUCUCACGACUGCACGACACCGACACCGAAAAAAUGAAAAACAUAACGAGCAACAGUCAUAUUUACGUAUCAUGAUCACUUUUACAUCUUAUUUUUAAGCUUUUUUCUUUUCUUUUCUUCUUUUGCACUUUUUCCUUGUCUUCAUGUCUCAAUAGGACAUGGUCGACCAAAAGACAUGAUGCACACGAUCCUUAUUUUUUAAUCAUGAUCUUGACGAGGGAGAGAAUGAUACAUUACGAUCUUUCCGAGAAACAUGGUAUGGAAAUGGAAAUGGAAAUGCCAAAUCACAGUCUUUUAAUACGGUAUGAAUGAUGAAUGCAUGCAUGGAAGGGAGGAAAUGGACGGAGGACGAUACCCAAAACACACUCAUUUACGGCGUUACAUUUGAUUUCUGAGAAGGGAAAAAAGAAGAAUGUGGCGAGUAGUAGGAUGGGAUAACUAACUGUCUUAUCCGUCUACUUGUCAAGGGAAGGAUAAUGUUUGAUUAUGGGUGCGUACUCUCAGGUUGGGAUAAUACACGGAGGAAUGAUAUAAAAAAGAAGGAAGAAAGAAAGAAAGAAAGAAAGGAUGAUGGAAUGGGGAAAGAAUGGCGGAAGGAAACGUGGUGAGAAAGAGGCGACUUUCUGAUUCUCAUGUAUAAUGUGGUUUAUUAGCAUGCGAGCUAUAUCAUCAUAUGGGCCACUCCUUUUUAUAUACAAAAUUCGUUUGUAUGUAAUCGUGCACUUUCUUUAUUUAACAAUAUAAUUUUAUAAAAUUUGAUUUUAAAAAAAUUAUAAUAAUUGAAUCAUUUAUUAGAAAUUAUAAUUAUUAAAAUAAUUAUUAUAGAAAUAAUAUUUUUGUAA